AUGUUCGGCUGCACUUUCACUCUUCGGCCUUUGCGCUGUAUAUCACUCUCCACUCUGCGCUUGCCAUCUCGUUCUUUUCAUAGAUCUGCUAUCAUGUCCGACCUUUCUGUGCAAUUGACUGCGCCGAACGGCCGCUCCUAUACCCAGCCAAUCGGGCUGUUCAUCAACAAUGAGUUUGUGCCAUCCAAGUCCGGCGAGAAGAUCACCUCAGUGAACCCGGCAAACGAGGCCGAGAUCGCCUCCGUAUACGCCGCUGGCGAGGAGGACGUCGAUAUCGCUGUACGGGCUGCGCGCAAGGCCCUGAGGGAUCCCUCAUGGAAGCAGCUCCCUGCUACCGACCGUGGGCAGUUGAUGAUCAAGCUGGCCGAUCUCAUUGAGCAGCACAAGGAGACUCUCGCCACCAUCGAGACCUGGGACAACGGCAAACCUUACUCUGUUUCACUGAAUGAUGACUUGGGCGAGGUCACCGGCACCCUCCGCUACUACGCCGGCUGGGCCGAUAAGUCAUUUGGCCAGACCAUCAGCACCACCCCUGCCAAAUUCGCGUAUACGCUGCGCCAGCCCAUCGGUGUGGUUGGACAGAUUAUCCCCUGGAACUUCCCCUUGGCCAUGGCAGCCUGGAAGCUGGGUCCCGCUCUCGCCUGUGGCAACACCAUCGUCAUGAAGGCCGCCGAGCAGACCCCGCUGAGCAUCCUGUACCUCGCCUCACUGAUCAAAGAAGCCGGGUUCCCCCCCGGGCUUGACAAGGUUGCCUUCACCGGGUCGACGCUGACAGGCCGCGAGAUCAUGAAGAUGGCAGCUGGCUCGCUGAAGAACAUCACGCUCGAAACGGGCGGCAAGUCGCCGCUGCUAGUGUUUGAGGAUGCAGACCUCGAGCAAGCGGCCAAGUGGGCCCAUAUCGGAAUCAUGUACAACCAGGGCCAGGUGUGUACCUCCACAUCACGGAUCUUGGUGCAUGACUCCGUGUACGACAAGUUCGUUGAGCUGUUCAAGGAGGUCGUGGCUACCACCAGUAAGGUCGGAGAUCCUUUUGCCGAUGAUACCUUCCAGGGUCCACAGGUCACCAAAGCUCAAUACGAGCGGGUGCUGUCAUACAUCGAGGCUGGAAAGUCUGAGGGCGCGACUCUGGCUGCCGGUGGCGAGCCACACAAGAAUGUGGGUGACGGCAAGGGCUUCUUUAUUGCGCCUACCAUCUUCACCAAUGUCAAAGAUCACAUGCGGAUCUAUCGUGAGGAGGUCUUCGGACCAUUCGUCGUUAUCUCAAGCUUUACUGCUGAGGAUGAGGCAGUCACUCGGGCUAACGAUACCACCUACGGGCUGGGAGCGGCUCUCUUCACUCGUGACAUCGAGCGUGCGCACCGGGUGGCCUCGGAGAUCGAGGCUGGUAUGGUCUGGAUUAACAGCAGCAAUGACAGCGACUUCCGUGUUCCUUUUGGCGGUGUCAAGCAGAGUGGUAUUGGCCGCGAGCUGGGCGAGGCGGGUCUGGAGGCCUACUCUCAGAUCAAGGCUGUGCACGUGAACAUGGGCACCAAGCUGUAG
This is a messenger RNA of Penicillium chermesinum, 1539 nucleotides long. RefSeq names its product aldehyde dehydrogenase family protein. Bases 1 to 1539 code for a protein of 512 amino acids. NCBI's taxonomy places the organism in Eukaryota, Fungi, Ascomycota, Eurotiomycetes, Eurotiales, Aspergillaceae. The transcript has 4 exons. Gene Ontology annotation, molecular function: oxidoreductase activity, acting on the aldehyde or oxo group of donors, NAD or NADP as acceptor. The record is from RefSeq and is a predicted model, not a curated record.